Ceratitis capitata (Mediterranean fruit fly) is the source of this 2134-nucleotide messenger RNA. RefSeq names its product acyl-CoA Delta(11) desaturase. Gene Ontology annotation, cellular component: endoplasmic reticulum membrane. The transcript is spliced from 5 exons. Gene Ontology annotation, molecular function: stearoyl-CoA 9-desaturase activity; iron ion binding. The record is from RefSeq and is a predicted model, not a curated record. Gene Ontology annotation, biological process: unsaturated fatty acid biosynthetic process. The coding region runs from base 387 to 1520 and encodes 377 amino acids. NCBI's taxonomy places the organism in Eukaryota, Metazoa, Arthropoda, Insecta, Diptera, Tephritidae.
GUUGAUGAAUUGUGCACACACAAAGCACUUUGCCGGGAACCGUCAAACGAAACGGUCGUGAAAGUCGGAGAGUCUCUGAACCUCAUACACAGUGAAGAAAGAAAAAAGCAAUAUUCAUGUAAAACGUGUGUUUAAGUGGUGAUUUACGAUUUUAUUUUCCUUCUUUCAUUUAAAAAACAAAAAAAACCAAAAGAAAACAGUUGUGAUAUUUUAGUUGUUAGUGGAAUUGUUGAACUUGAAGGCAUUCGCAGGGAAGUGAUUGGAUUGAAGUGCCAAAUAAGCAGCAGCAUAUUUUUUCUUGUUCUGUCUCAUUUGCGUUCAAGAGCGAAAAUUCGCGUGUGUAUUAUUUAAUUUAUACAGUUGAAGUUUUAUAGCGAAUCAGCACAAUGCCACCAAAUGCAGCAGCAUUAAAUCACAAUACACUGGACGCGCUCGUCGCUGGCCAGAAGGAUAACGGCGUAAAUGAAGCAUCCAAACAGACUGGUGUCUUGUUCGAAGGUGAUGCCGAUACCGCCGAUGGCGCUUUGGCCAUUGAUGUGAAUCAAAGAAAACGUGCCGAAAAACGAAAACUCAGUUUAGUUUGGCGAAACAUAAUACUCUUCGGUUAUUUGCAUGUGGCAGCACUGUAUGGUGGAUGGCUAUUCUUUACUUCGGCAAAAUGGCCAACGGUAUUUUUCUCGAUCUUUCUCUACUCCAUUGGUGUUUUGGGCAUAACGGCUGGUGCACAUCGUUUAUGGGCUCAUCGCUCGUACAAGGCUAAAUGGCCAUUGCGUCUGAUUUUGAUUGCUUUCAAUACAGUUGCUUUCCAAGAUGCUGCUUACCAUUGGGCGCGUGAUCAUCGUGUACAUCAUAAAUUCUCCGAAACUGAUGCCGAUCCACAUAAUGCCACUCGCGGCUUUUUCUUCUCGCAUGUCGGUUGGUUGCUAUGCAAGAAACAUCCCGAUGUCAUUGCUAAGGGCAAGAGUUUGGAUUUGACAGAUUUGCAUGCUGAUCGUAUUCUGAUGUGGCAAUUGAAACAUUAUAUGAUUUUGAUGCCUUUGGCUUGCUUUAUCCUACCCACCGUUAUACCCAUGUUCUUCUGGGGUGAAUCGUUCGUCAACUCUUGGUUUGUUGCCACCAUGUUCCGUUGGUGCUUCUUGUUGAAUGUCACCUGGUGUGUAAAUAGUGCGGCGCACAAAUUUGGCGGACGUCCUUAUGAUAAGAACAUCAACCCAUCACAAUGCCCAGCGGUCUCUGCUUUUGCCUUCGGUGAGGGCUGGCACAACUAUCAUCAUGUCUUCCCUUGGGACUACAAAACCGCCGAAUGGGGCAACUACUCCUUGAAUUUAACAACAGCUUUCAUUGAUUUCUUCGCUAAGAUCGGUUGGGCAUAUGAUUUGAAAUCCGUAUCAGAAGAUAUAAUUGAGAAACGUGUCAAGCGUACGGGUGAUGGUUCUCACGAACUGUGGGGUUAUGGCGAUAAGGAUAUUACCAAAGAGGAUGAGGAAGGCAUUAUUAUAAUUAAUAAGAAAUCGGAAUAAUGCGCACAGAUGAUGUACUAUAUAAUAUACUUACUAUAUACAAACAUACCUAUAUGUGUCUUACCUGAACAUUAAAUGCAUCAAAUUCAUAAAUUCAGGAAAAAAACAAAUAAUAUCUACAACAACAAUCAAUCUACUUACAUACGUAUAUGAAUUGAAAUAGCGAUUAUCUUUAAGGAUUAAAAAUCAUUCAAGGUGAACUUUUUCCUAUUUUCGCAACGGCUGAUAAUAUUUAAAAUCGUGUAAAAAUGUAAAACAAAAACAUAUUAAUCAAAAAUUUUCUAUGUAUAUUUGGAAUUAUAAAAUUUAUAUAUGCAAAUAUUGUUUCAUUCAUCGCUAGAUAGAAGCUAACUUUAUACUUUUUCUACGAUCAUCUGCUGAUUGUCACAAAACAAAACAAAAAAAAAAAGCAAAAACACCAAAAAAACAUUCGUUCUCAAAGAUAAUGUAUUUAUUAAUUUAUAAUCAUUUUGUACAUAAAAUAAAUUUAAACUAUGCAAUCUCUUGCAUAUUUAGUUAGAAUAAUGCUUACAUACAUAUAUAUAUACAGUAUGUGCAAAACCUUGAAUAAAGUACGAAACCUUAUGAAUAUUUAAAUGUUACAAAAACUAAAA